Messenger RNA from Trichoderma reesei QM6a, 819 nucleotides. RefSeq lists its product as uncharacterized. Lineage: Eukaryota; Fungi; Ascomycota; Sordariomycetes; Hypocreales; Hypocreaceae. The transcript has a single exon. Gene Ontology annotation, biological process: fatty acid beta-oxidation. The record is from RefSeq and is a predicted model, not a curated record. Gene Ontology annotation, cellular component: mitochondrion. Bases 1 to 819 code for a protein of 272 amino acids. Gene Ontology annotation, molecular function: enoyl-CoA hydratase activity.
AUGAGCUCGCCGCCAGCCGUCGAGGACGUCAUCAUCACGGCGCCGCGGCCGCACAUCCUGCUCGUCACCAUCAACCGCCCCAAGCAGCUCAACUGCAUCCGCCACGACAUGCACUACCAGCUCGACCGGCUGUGGACCUGGUUCGACGCCGAGCCGGCCCUGCGCUGCGCCGUCGUCACGGGCAUGGGCCGCGCGUUCUGCGCCGGCGCCGACCUCAAGGAGUGGAACGAGCGCAACGCCCGGCCCGAGGGCGAGCCGUCCAAGAAGGCGCCGGCCUCGGGCUUCGGCGGGCUGAGCAACCGGCGCGGCAAGAAGCCCGUCAUCGCGGCCGUCAACGGGCUGUGCCUGGGCGGCGGCAUGGAGAUGAUCCUCAACGUCGACAUGGUCAUCGCCUCGGUCGACGCGCGCUUCGCCCUGCCCGAGGUGGCGCGCGGCGUCGUGCCCAUCCAGGGCGCCCUGCCGCGCCUCAUCCGCUCCGUCGGCAUGCAGCGCGCCUCCGAGAUGGCCCUGCUGGGCCGCAUCUACAAGGCCGACGAGAUGCUGCGCUGGGGGCUCGUCAACCACGUCAUUGCCCGCGGCAGCGACGUCGUCGGCGAGGCCCUGCAGUGGGCCAUUGAGCUGGCCGACAACUCGCCCGACUCCGUCAUCGUCGCCCGCCAGGGCCUGCUGAGCGGCUGGGACCCCGAGGACCCCCAGGAGAGCACCCGCCGCAUCCUCAACGACGUCUACGCCAAGAUGGACGGCGGCGACAACAUGACCGAGGGCGUCCGCGCCUUUGUCGAGAAGAGGAAGCCCAUCUGGAAGGACAGCAAGCUGUGA